Messenger RNA from Erpetoichthys calabaricus (reedfish), 3886 nucleotides. RefSeq names its product activating transcription factor 6 (gene atf6). Gene Ontology annotation, molecular function: DNA-binding transcription factor activity, RNA polymerase II-specific; RNA polymerase II cis-regulatory region sequence-specific DNA binding. The transcript is spliced from 16 exons. The coding region runs from base 157 to 2154 and encodes 665 amino acids. Lineage: Eukaryota; Metazoa; Chordata; Cladistia; Polypteriformes; Polypteridae. The record is from RefSeq and is a predicted model, not a curated record. Gene Ontology annotation, biological process: endoplasmic reticulum unfolded protein response; regulation of transcription by RNA polymerase II. Gene Ontology annotation, cellular component: nucleus.
UAAACUCGACGUGUGUUUUAUCUCCGUUCCGGAUAUCACGGAAGAGAAGGACUAAACAACGCGAGCAGGAUAUCGGAAGAAGGAAAGCGUUUAACACAAACGUAUGCCAGAGCCAGUUCUUUACUCUAAACUUUAACUCAAUGUAUCGAAGAAAGAAUGUCGAAGAACAUAAUGUCGGAUCUAGAAAUACAGAUGACCAGCGGAUCAAUCAUAAGUACCAAUGCAGUUAGUGAUGCCUGUAUUGAUCAAGACGGCGAGUGGGAUUACAGUCUUUUUGAUGAUAUUGGUGAUUUGGGAGACACAACAGAGCUGUUACAAGCUUUGGAAUAUGAGCAAUAUUCCAAGAAUGAAGAUGGGCUUGACUUUGAUAUUGAUUUGUUGUCUUGGAGCUCAUCAGCGUAUGAUGAAACAGCAAGUAACUACACAGAUGUAGAUGUAACAGACAUCCUUUCACCAGACAGUUCAGCAUGUUCGGUGCCAUCGCCUUCAUCAGUGUCAUCACUUUCACCAUAUUUUGUACCUGAAGAUUUAGACAUUUCACAUACAGCACAGUUGUCUCCUGUGUCACUAUACUCGGACACUGACAGUACUUGUGAAGUCAAAGCAUCAGAUAAAUUGCAGAAUUAUUUUUCUCCUUGCUACACAGGAAAAGUAUCUACAAAUCCUCCCACCCGUCCCAUUCAUUUUAUGCCAAAGAUUAAUAUCAAGCCCAAGCCUGUGAUAGCUGCUGUUCCUCUUUCCCACACCACUGUUCAACUUCCAGCUAAAACGAUAAUCUUACAGCCUCUUCAGACAGUCCUUCCUCUGUCAAAGCAGCAGCAUGUUCCUAUUCAGCCUGCAUUUCAUACUGGGCAAUCUGUAAUGCUAGGACAACCUACUCAAGUGGUGCAGCUGACUACCCCACAGAUAGUUACUGCACAGCCAGUAGUAACUGUUCCUGACCCAGCCAUCAAACAUCCUGAAGACAACAUCACCUCCCCUAAGAAGAUGACCUUUUCUAAGCCUGUUGUCCAGCCCUCCCAUACAGCAGCUGUCAGUGAUGGAGAUACAAAUGUAUUGAGGAGACAGCAAAGAAUGAUAAAAAAUCGUGAAUCUGCGUCUCUUUCCCGCAAAAAGAAAAAGGAGUAUCUUUUAACUUUGGAAGCUAGGUUAAAACUAGCAUUAUCUGAAAAUGUAAAGCUGAUGAAUGAAAAUGGACUUCUGAAAAAGCAGCUUGAAGGACUUUUAUCAGAGAACCAGAACCUUAAGCUUACAGCUCCAAAAAGAAGAACUGUUUGUGUCAUGGUGUUUUUGGCAUUUCUUGUACUGCACAUAAGUCCGUUAAGUAUAUUUGAGCAAAAUCCAGGAACAAAGUUGUCAGGUGGAUCUGUACACCACAGUAGACAUCUGCUUGAAUUCUCAAAUGUAGAAGGCAGCAAGAGAGGACAAGAACCCACUGAUUUUGUUAUUCCACCAAAUAAAGAAAGGGUUCACAUUCCAAAUUCAGACAAAAAAGCCCUGAUGGUUGUGAAGAAGGAUCCUUUGUUGUACAUAUCACCACCGCCUUGCCAACCAGUUAUAAACAAGACAAAAUCUAUUAGGUUGGCUCAUGAAUUGCGUGGUUGGGUCCAUCGUCAUGAAGUUGAAAGGACUAAAUCAAGAAGAGUGACCAACAGUCAACCUAGAAAACACAGUGGCGAGCAUUCUGAAGAUAAAAAAGCAGAAGUUUCACCAUUUUUGACUGUCCAAUACACAGAUACUGCUGAAAAGGUCUCAGGAAGUGAGCUACAGCUGUACUAUGCCACACACAGGAAUUACCAUGAUUUCUUCGAAGAAAUUAACAGACGUGGAGAUACUUUUUAUGUUGUAUCUUUUCGGCGAGACCACCUCCUAUUACCAGCAACAAGCCUUAACAAGGGAAGCAGACCAAAGAUGUCCCUUGUAUUACCAGCAAUACAUCUCAAUGAAAGUGUAAUAAAAAAUGAGGACUACGAGAUCAUGAUGCAGAUAGACUGUGAAGUCAUGGAUACCAGAAUUCUACACAUCAGGACCUCUUCUAUCCCACCGUUCCUGCGAGAUUCACAGGGUAACGGCACCAACACCUUCUACCACUCAUCUACGACCAACAGCCAGACCUCAGCCCCAGUAGGAGCAAUUGCUGAGGCUGUCAAAUAGUUCAUGUUAAUCCUAAAUUGCAGCCCAUCUUUUGCAAAGCGAACAAAAAAAAUCAGUCUUGGCACUUUUGAAAUGUAUGGGAAAUUUUAAAGCCACAAAAAAAACUUUUCAACUUAUAAUGAUAAAUAGGAAGGUCUUAUGCAUUUUUUUACUUGCUGUGGUCUACUUUUGUGUGGAUGUUAUUCUUUUCUAAUUUAUUACAGGAAGGGUAUAUCAGGUCAUCCAAAGGCGGCUUUGAGCCUCACACGUUCAUUUUUUCCCCCAAACAAAAAGAUCAGAAGUCCACUUUUGAAUUUGUCGUAAAGGUGCACAUAUUCUGGCACCUUCAGGAAUAUCAGCCAACUCCUCUUUGCACUUUUAAAAUAAAAAGCUGACCUUCUCUGUCCACCAAAGCCCAUCUUUUUCAUUCAGAUCUAUUAAAGUUGUUUUACACAGAAUUUUUUUCUUUUCCUGCAGAUCAUUUUGGGUCACUGGAUUAUCUGACACAUAACUUCACAGAUUGUGCUGUCACACAUCCAGAACUGUUAGUGUUGUUAGUCACAAUUUGGUUUUGUUGCAUUUUCUGCCAGUGGUAUCCAAACUUAGUGAAGCCUGACAGUAGAAAAAAUGUGUUUUCUUUCAGGGGAAUACAUCCAGAACAUUUCCAGUUUAAAAUAAAUGGAGUAACAGAUGUGGUAUUUAUUGUAAUUGUAGAAGUACUACUUGGACUUUGCCUUGUAAAACGAAAAGCUGCUGUAAGAUUUUUUUUUCCCAUGGAGAAUUAUUCAAAGCCAGUAAGAUCUGUCUGUCCCAUUUGAACUUUAUAAAUCAGAGGAGAUUUUAUUUUGACGUAUUCAUUCCUGCAGAGGUUAAGAUCUAUUGAAAGUGUAUUUCUUUAUUUAUUGCCAUUUUAGUGGUAGAUGAAUAGAAUGAUAGAAUUCCCUAAUCUCAGAUAAUCUGCCUACAGGUGAUCAUCCGGCACUCAUAGGUACCUUAAAACUGUGUGUACUGUAUUACCAUGUUCUCGUCAGUUGAUAUCCACCUUUCCAAGAAAGCACAAGUGCCGUCUGCAGACUUUCUCAUUACGGCGUGAGCACCUGACAGGAAACUGACAUCAUGUCUGAAUGACGCAUCAAGAAAGGAAGGUCAAUAAAAAAUUAUAAGAAUCCCUCUGGGACGGUGAGCUAAAGAGAACAAAAAAGAAACCUUUCUGAAGCUGGGUAAACACUCUCGCAGGCUCUGAAUGAGCAUGUUGGAGUUGGAGCACACACAGUCAUUGCCAGGUUGUACUUUAACUUAUCGACUAUCCAUUUUAAUUUCAGUUUUGUACUCUUUUGUGUCUAUUAAAGGUGACAAAUUGAUGGACGAUUUAUCUUUGUUUUAUAAUUGGUAAAAAGUCAAAGCACUGGAAUGCUGCAUUUGAAAUAAGGGAGUAGGUUAUGUUAAAUAUUAGAGUCAUUGUUUUGUUUUCUUUUUUCUACCUUUAUUUUUUACUUUUUCAAUUUGAAAUGUGACUUGCCUAAAAACAUGUUCAUUUUUUUGUUUUCCUUUCCUUAUAUUUUCCACAGAGUUUCUAAUCAAGUAACUGUCCUAAAUAUUUUUUGACAAUGUAUUGAAAUGUUCAUAUGAAGUGUUGCAAAGAAACCUCUUAAUUCACAUACAGGGCAGGGAUAGUUUGUAGAAAAAUCUGUGUAGAAGUCAAAGUUAUGUAGCACCAAUGAAUGAAUAAAUGAAUGUACUGAGAUACCUCCAA